Messenger RNA from Penicillium maclennaniae, 1290 nucleotides. It is a transcript of the gene cwc25, whose product is annotated as U2-type spliceosomal complex subunit CWC25. The record is from RefSeq and is a predicted model, not a curated record. NCBI's taxonomy places the organism in Eukaryota, Fungi, Ascomycota, Eurotiomycetes, Eurotiales, Aspergillaceae. Gene Ontology annotation, biological process: mRNA splicing, via spliceosome. The transcript is spliced from 3 exons. Gene Ontology annotation, cellular component: U2-type spliceosomal complex. The coding region runs from base 1 to 1290 and encodes 429 amino acids.
AUGGGUGGCGAUCUGAACUUGAAGAAAUCAUGGCACCCGGGGUUGAUGCGCAACCAGGAGCGCGUCUGGUCGGAGGAGAAGCGCGCACUCGAGGAGCGCAAGCGCAUCGACCAACUACGCCGAGAACGCGAUGAAGAGCGCCAGAUGCAAGAAAUUCAGCGCCUCCACGAGGCCUCAGGCAAACCGAAACAACUUAAUCGAGUCGAUUGGAUGUACCAAGCACCUUCUAGUGCAACCGGCCAUUACUCGGAAGAGAUGGAGGGGUACUUGCUUGGCAAGCGCCGUAUUGACGGAAUCCUCUUGAAAAACGAUACCGACAACCAGAAGCUAGAAAAGGGUGCUGAUCUUGCUGGCGCGAAUGCGGUCGCUGCUGCAGCGGCCGGUCCGUCUGUCGGAUCUCAACGUGAUACCAUGGCUAAGGUUAUGGCUGAUCCGCUGUUUGAAGUCAAGAAGCGAGAGCAGGCAGCGUAUGAGGCUAUGGUCAAAGAGGCUGUGCGACGGAAGGAGAGGAGGAGAAACGCAGUGCUCGCGAUGGAGAUAAGGACCGCGCUUCAAAGCGUCGGAGAUACAGUGAUGAUGCUGACAAUGACCGUCGAUCCCACCACCAUCGCUCUUCGCGCCGUCCCCGUUCUAGAUCGCCUGUGCGUUCCAAUCGCGAACAUCGCAGCGAACGUGAUGAUCGCGAUCGUCGGGAUGACGGACACCGUCGAGAGAAUCGUGAUCGUCGGGAUGAUGGGCACCGCAGAGAGUAUCGGGAUCGUCGCGAUGACGGACACCGCAGAGAGCACCGGGAUCGUCGAGAAGACGGACGCCGGGGAGAUGACCGUGAUCGCCGCGACGAACGAGAGAGGAAAGAUUCUUAUACUUGCCGUAGAGUUCGAGAUGACAGGCGUGAGCGUGAUCAAGACAAAGACCGCACCCGAUCUCCACGUCGUUCUCCACCCCGGGAACGCUCUCCAUCUCCACGCCCAACAGAAGAGCGCGGUGCCCGCCGCGAUUAUCCUCGACGAGACUACAACAACGGCCUUCGCCCAACAGCUCGAGAGCGAAGAGGAACGCCGCCGCAAGCUAGCCGAGAUGCAAUCAAAUGCCACCAAUCUCGAAUCAGAUCGUCGCCAACGCAUUGCGGAGAUCACUACGAAGGAAGAGCAGCAGGCAGAAGCAGACGACAAGCAACGCUCAGAACGCGGCCAGUUCAUGUCACAGAUUCACAAGCGUGCGCAGGAAGAUACCCUGGACGAGCGCAUCAAGCGCAGUCGUGGUGGACUGUCCAGGAUGGACGAUGAUUGA